AUGGCUUUGAUCUUCUUCUUAUACCUCUAUGUAGUUUCAAGAGCAACCAGUAGGGACCACUCUCCCAGGCUGGUGAAAUCCACCCGAAAGGAAGGACUCUCUGUCGUGCAGCUCGAGGAACUCCCAAAAAUCACUGGAAAAGAUUUGAAGCUGGGCAGUGAUUGUGCAAUUUGCUUGGAUGUGAUUGGAAAUGAGGAACCUGCAAGGUUAGUUCCUGGUUGCACCCAUGGAUUCCACCUAAAAUGUAUCGAUCUUUGGCUGUCCAAGCAGCCAUUUUGUCCUGUUUGUAGAUAUAAGCUUGAGCCUGAGUUGUUCAAUCAAGACAGUAGCAAUCCAUGUUAA
This is a messenger RNA of Lycium barbarum (goji berry), 342 nucleotides long. Its product is annotated as E3 ubiquitin-protein ligase ATL23-like. The coding region runs from base 1 to 342 and encodes 113 amino acids. The transcript has a single exon. Lineage: Eukaryota; Viridiplantae; Streptophyta; Magnoliopsida; Solanales; Solanaceae. The record is from RefSeq and is a predicted model, not a curated record.